AUUCGAUCGGGUUGAACGGGUGUUUGAACUACCGGAGGAGGCUUCACGUUUCUCCAUCCAAAGUUAUAGAAACCGAGACACCGAACGGAGGCCAGGAAGAAGAGAAGUGAGAAAGCGAGAGAGACAAGAUGUCGUGGCAAACGUACGUCGACGAGCACCUCAUGUGCGAUCUCGACGGCCAGCACCUUACCGCCGCGGCAAUCGUCGGGCACGAUGGCAGCGUCUGGGCCCAGAGCUCAUCGUUCCCUCAGUUCAAGCCUGAGGAGAUCACUAAUAUAAUGAAUGAUUUUGCUGAACCGGGAUCCCUUGCUCCCACUGGCUUAUAUCUUGGGUCAACAAAAUAUAUGGUAAUCCAAGGAGAACCUGGAGCUGUUAUCCGUGGAAAGAAGGGGUCAGGGGGCGUUACUGUAAAGAAGACCAACCAAGCACUUAUCUUUGGCAUCUAUGAGGAGCCCAUGACUCCAGGCCAGUGCAACAUGGUUGUGGAGAGGUUGGGUGACUACCUAAUUGAUCAAGGCCUAUAGUUUGAGUCACUGUGUGCCUGCCUCCGACCCUAUGUUAUGGGAUUGUGACUUUCUCUGUUUCUUCAGUUUUGAGCAUGACCGGAAUCCUGGUUUUCUUCGCAUUUGUUUUGUGUAAUGAUCUUGUCAACAGACAGGAUUGUUGGUCUCUUUGAGUUGUUUGUUUUGAUCCCCUCUCAUGUUCUUUACGUGCAUUCUCCUUGCUAUUGUUUUUGACAUAGCUGGCUUAUUGCAAUAGUACAUUGCCAUCAGUACCAUGGUGGUUUUGGUAUAUAUGCUCUUGUUACUUUAUAAAGCAGGCAAUUCCUUCA
Molecule: messenger RNA, 832 nt
Organism: Phoenix dactylifera (date palm)
Lineage: Eukaryota; Viridiplantae; Streptophyta; Magnoliopsida; Arecales; Arecaceae
Product: profilin
Cellular component (GO): cell cortex
Molecular function (GO): actin monomer binding
Source: RefSeq, a predicted model, not a curated record